This is a messenger RNA of Uloborus diversus, 3099 nucleotides long. Its product is annotated as lysM and putative peptidoglycan-binding domain-containing protein 3-like. The transcript is spliced from 2 exons. The record is from RefSeq and is a predicted model, not a curated record. The coding region runs from base 78 to 1010 and encodes 310 amino acids. Lineage: Eukaryota; Metazoa; Arthropoda; Arachnida; Araneae; Uloboridae.
AUGAUGAAUGCUAGAUUCCGAAAUGUUUCAGUUCAUCGAUAUUUGUGUCACUGGUUAAUGAGUAGGUUACUAUUACAAUGAACAGUAUUAUGGUCGAAAAUUUUGAUUUUCGUCCGAACAAGCACCGUUCUUUAAUGAGUGACAGACGAUUUGUUUCUAAUAAACGUAAAUUACGAGGAACUAAGUUUGAAGCAAUACCACUGAUUUCUGCUGAUGCAGAAAAUUGCUCAGACGAUGAAAUUACACUUCAUGAUAUCCGUGAUUUAAAGAAGCAAAACUCCCAUGAAAAUAGUUUUACUUCCUCCUUGAGAAAAAUAACAAAAAACGACAGCUCGAACAGUAAUGGAACAUUUUCUGGGAGUUCAGUAGAUCCGUUUACAAACUGUGAGUUUUUGCACUUAACUAUCCAAGAAGGUGAUACUUUACAAAGCAUAUCAAUAAAAUACCAGUGUGCCGUAUCAGAUAUUAAAAGAGCCAACAAUUUUAUCAAUAGUCAAGACUUCUACGCUCGAAAAUCCCUCAAAAUUCCGGUAAAGAAAUAUAGCUUGCUGACUGAAAUACUGCCAUCUGCUAUAACAGAGAAUCAGAGCUCCACAACCUGCGAAGAAUAUGGGAACAAUGUACGGACUAUUAAUGUGGGGAUUGGACCUGGCUCAAGAUGUCCUUCUCCCCAAGAAACGGCAGCUUUCUUCAAAAGGAUGGAUGAGGACCUAGUGAAGAUAAUGCUCAGUACCAAUUCUCAGAAGGAAUCUUUGGAAGCCGCCGCGGCUGCUCUCACGAGGCCACAGAUCCAACCACUUGUCAAAGAUCCCUAUAACACUGCGGAUUGUGGCAUUCAGUGGAACUUUUUGAUUCUGUGUACAAUUGUCAUUGUGAUUGUCAUACCAGCUGCAGUGGCCUUGUUCAUGUAUAUGCGGUCUACUCAGGACCAUCACCAUGGUGUGUAUCCCAGCAGCCACGCCAACGAAACAUUUCGGUCUGUUGCCAAAGAUAUUCGAAAAAGAAGCUAGCAGUCAUGAUUGUUAUUUAGGUGUAAACAUUAAUGAGCUCAAGAACUUCUCUGAAAACAAAGUUCGAAUAUUUUUUCCCGAUUUUAACUUAACCGUUUGAAAAAAAGUUGGUGGAUUAUGUUAGAAAACAAUAUCAAAUCUGCCUAUCUCCAAAAAGGUUAACAAAGGUAGUUUUAUUAUAAAUUUAAAAAAAGCAUUAUUUUAAGGUAAUUUUUUCCACAAAUUUGGGAAAAUUUCAUUACUCUUAAUAUUUUUAUGUUGUUGAUAUAAGAGUUGGGUAAAACACCAGUAGUGGUCAGUGCUUCAGUAAUGGUCCACUUCAAGUUUACUUUUGUACUUUGAAGAACGAAAUGAACAAUAAUAAUGGAUUUUCUUUGGUACUUGAUGUAACUAUCUUAUCGAAUCAAUUUUAUUCAUUAGUUAUUUGAAUUUGAAGUAUGUCAGAUGGCCACUACUGAAAUGAUCCGAUUUUGGAGUAGCCACUACUGGAUCAAAUUUGAGGUUUAAGAAAAAAAUGAACAAAUUAAAAUUCUGGCAUUUUUAUAAAUUCGACAUUUUUAGAAAGCGUGGGCUAAAAACGCUCAUUGAGUUUCAAGAGGGGUAAUUAAGAUUGUAGACCUACAGCUUAAAAAAUAUACUUCACUGUGGCUACUACUAGUGCGUUUCAAACCUUGAAGUGGCCACAACUGAAGAAGUUGCCAAUACUGGUGUUUUACCUUACUGCGCAUUACUUUUUAGAGUGGCAUGUAAAAUCUGAUUUAAAAUUGCCAGUAUAAAUAAAGUUUUCAUUCUGUAGAAAAUUCUCAUAAUAUAUUUUUUAAAUAUGUCUUAAAUAUUUCGUAUAUAACGAAUGAUUAGGAAUAUUUUUUAAAUAUUGUCUAAAUGAAUGGUUAAAAGUUAAUGAUUUUUAAAAGUAUUUUUGCAAAACUUGGUAUUUUCUUAUAUCUUCUGGACCAAUCUUUACAAGUUUUGGAUUUCAAGAUAAAAGAGUGAAAUUCUGGUCCCGUUGCCAUCUUUAAACAUCGAAGAAAGAUAUAGUUUUAUUUAUUGAAAAAAAUUACUAUUAAUAAAAUGCACUUCUCAGUUUUUUUUUUUUGUUAUUUAUCUUUUUUCUUUCUUUUUUUCUUUUUUGAAAAAAAAAAAAAAGUCUUAGAUUACCUAGCUAAAAUUAUUUUUCUUGCAUAACACGAACACGUUAUUUAUUUAUUUAUUUUUUUUUUUUUGGAGCAGUUAAGUUCUAAACAUUAGUAAUGCCGGAUUAUUUCCUCAAGAAAACUUUCUAAAGAACUUGUAGGUACGCAGAUUCAAAAUACAUUGACAAACAUUAAAGUUUGAUCAAUCAUCAAUCGUACAAAACAACAGAUUUUACUAAUAGAACAUGGAGCUGCAUAUUUUUAGGUAACCGCCAAAGCCCUAAAAAAAAUUGUGGCUUUAGGACCUAUACGUUCGCAGUCUUAAGGCUAAAUCCCGCAUUCUUCCUAUGUCUGUAUGACGACGACGUAUUUGCUUCUUGAUUGUGGUGAUUCUUGACAGUAGAAUGACAUGGAGUUAUUACAAUCAUGAAACAAAACACGCUACUUCACCAAAGCAGACAUAGGGAAAAAGCGGCGUUUAGCCCUAAGAUGGUGGACGUGUCGCUACUUUUAAGUUGCGGUCUAUAACUUUUGUAACCGCUAAACUGGACUCGAAUACUUUACCUUGUCGACGUGCAUGAAUAAUGGGGCAGUUGUCUUGUACUGGUGUUAUUGUGUUAUGAUUAUCUUUUAUUCCAUUAAACCUUGCAGUCUCUGCAGAAAACUUCUUCUAGCGGCUACCCUUUGCUUUUGCAACGCCAAGUUAAUACAAGAAAAGGACCUGUUUUUGAAUUGAGUCUGACACACCCCUUCAAAAAUUGUAAGUGCUAAUGAUCACUUUUAAUUUGUUAAUAAAUUGAAGUAUUUUUUUUUUUUGCUUAUUAACGUAUGAACCAGGUCAAUGUGUCAAGUUUAGAAAAAUCUAGCUUACGUAAAUGACUUACGUACUUAAUACUAAUUAAUAGUUUGAUUUCCAAGUUGGUAGUCUUAUGCUUUGAAGUUUGUUUACUUUUUAU